Molecule: messenger RNA, 969 nt
Organism: Penicillium egyptiacum
Lineage: Eukaryota; Fungi; Ascomycota; Eurotiomycetes; Eurotiales; Aspergillaceae
Source: the annotation of a GenBank genome assembly
AUGGAACACUUCCAACAUACCGCCCACAUCGGAACCCACUCCUUGAGCUACGCAUUGCGAGGUAUUCCUCGGCAGCCCGGCGCUCCGCUUGUGGUGGUUCUUACCGGGAUCAUCAGCAGCGCGCUAGAAUGGAGCGCGGUGUGUCGACAUCUCGAGAAUGAGGCAUCCGUGCUGCUGUAUGAGCGGACUGGCUACGGUCAGAGCGAAGCAUCCCCUACCGCCGAGCCGGACUCACUAACAAUUGUGGAUGAGCUGUCUCGGCUACUCGCCACCGCAGCCCUGCCACCCCCGUACCUUGUGGUCGGUCAUUCCUGGGGCGGAAUUCUCGCGCGGGAGUUUCUUGCCGCCCGCGGGCCCGAGGUGAUCUGCGGGAUGGUGCUGGUGGAUGCCGUACAGGAGCGGAUGCUCUUCGAGACAUGGCCCGAUCCCUGUAUCGCAGCUGUCACGGCGGGGCUGGAUUAUAUGGAAGUCGUCGGGCUGACCCGCGAUUAUCGACUGACGGAGGUCGAGUGGGCAGAGCUUAUGGCGGAGGAAGCUAGCCCACACCACACGCAACAGGCCACCCGCGAGCUGCCCUAUCUGCAGAUCAGCCGCGCCGUCCUAGCCAAGAAACAGCAACUCCUCCCUGGGCGAGACCCCCUCCGCGGCCAGCCGCUCAGUGUGCUCCGGGGAAACUCGCAUCAGGACCAGGAGCGGAUGUACCACCGGGGCGUGGCAGAAGGGUUGGGGACUGAAGCCGAGCGAGCGGCCUUUCGUCACUACCUAGAGCGCUGGGACGCUAGUGAGGAGGCCUUUCAGCGCGAACUCCUGAAUCUGUCGAGUAACGCGCGCUUCUCCACCACGACUCAAAGUGGCCAUAAUAUUCAGAUCACAGAGCCAGAACGCGUCGCUGAUGAGAUACACUGGGUCCUACAGAGAGCUUCAGCCGUUUCCAGAAAAUCGCCAUCUGAUCAUCAACUAGCGACCUAA